Molecule: messenger RNA, 1644 nt
Organism: Dioscorea cayenensis subsp. rotundata (Guinea yam)
Lineage: Eukaryota; Viridiplantae; Streptophyta; Magnoliopsida; Dioscoreales; Dioscoreaceae
Exons: 6
Coding region: 137-1330 (397 amino acids)
Molecular function (GO): lipid binding
Source: RefSeq, a predicted model, not a curated record
AUCCUCCUCCUCCUCCCUCCUCCUCUUCCCUCUAUCACCUCUUCGACCUCUCUCUCUCUCUCUCUCUCUCGUUUCUUCUCAUGGACCCCCAUCUCUCCAUUCUCUGAUUAGGUGGGGGAUCCUCGGAAUUUUUGCAAUGGCAAUGACCACGGAGACGAACUUGUUGUUGGAGUUGGCCCUUCUCUCUGGCCCUAUCUCCGUCGCGGUCCUCGUCGGUCUCCUCCUCGGAUGGGCUUGGAAACCUAAAUGGGCGGUUGAUCUUGUGGGUGGCCUUCAACAACCCACGGGUCUUCCGAGAUUGGAUUCCGUGAAGCCCCAUUUGCCCAGCUUCAUUGCUUCCUUCAUCCCCGACAAGGUCGAGCCUACGGAGUUUCCUCCUCGUUCGACGGAGAUGGGAUUGGGGAGUAGGAAGCUGGCUGUUAUGGAUGAUGAUUUGGAGUACCUUCACCGGCUGGUCGAGCUUACGGAUGGUGGUCCUGUUUGGCUGCCGAUGAUGGAGCGAUCUCUGCCAAGCUUUAGCUACCAAGCGUGGCGACGGGAUCCUGAGUCAGGGCCUCCACAGUAUCGCAGUAAGACUAUUUUUGAAGAUGCUACGCCUGAGAUAGUUAGGGACCUCUUUUGGGAUGAUGAGUUCCGGCUGUCAAAUAAGUGGGAUGACAUGCUUAUUUAUCAUUCUACUUUGGAGGAAUGUCCAACAACAGGGACUAUGGUAGUUCAUUGGGUUAGGAAGUUUCCUUUCUUCUGCAGUGAUAGGGAAUAUAUCAUUGGGCGUCGCAUUUGGAAGUUUGGGAAUACAUACUAUUGUGUGACAAAGGGAGAACCAAAUGCAUCUGUACCUAGACGGAACAAACCUAGGCGUGUUGAUUUAUAUUAUUCUAGCUGGUGCAUUCGCCCUGCUGAAUCAAUUAGAGGGAAUGGUCAGCGCACAGCUUGUGAGGUACUCCUAUUUCAUUAUGAGGACAUGGGUAUUCCAUGGGAGAUAGCGAAGCUGGGAGUUCGACAAGGAAUGUGGGGUUGUGUCAAAAAGAUAGAACCUGGCCUUCGGGCCUACCAGAUUGCUAGAAGAUCUAGCAAACCGCUCUCCCGCUGUGGAACUAUGGCGCAAAUCAAUACUUCAAUCAAUGCAAAUUAUUUUAGUUCAUUGGAAGACAACAAUGGUUCAUCGGAUAUAAUAGGGACAGAUGAGAAACCAUCAGGAAGGAACAUACCCAGGCUUAUUGUGGUUGGUGGGGCUAUUGCACUUGCUUGCACGCUUGAUGGAGGCCUGCUAACUAAAGCUAUAAUAUUUGGAGUUGCCCGAAGAUUUGCAUGGCCACGAAGGGCAAUGUGAUCAUACCCUUAAGUUCUAACACAAUCUUUCAGAGAAUCCCUCUGUAAAAUGUGUUCCCCUUCAGCGGCUGUUUCAAUGAAAAUAUGAUUCUACCGAGCAUUUUUCCCCCCGGAAAAUCUGAAAUGUAUUGCAUAAAAUGGCUUCUGUAUAUUUGUGUUUUUGCAUCAAGAGGAAAUUUUUUUUUUUCAUUGUACCUUAUGCCAUAUUUAUUUUGCCUUUUAUGUUUUCAACUGAUCCUUGUUGCUAUUUUCUGGGAAGCUGAUGCUUGUGCUGAAGUGUCAUAAUAUAAGGUGAGCACAUCAUACUUAUUUGCA